AUGUUAGGGGCAAAUAAAGUGGCCAUCUGGGUAAUGACAGGUCUGUUGUCUGUCACGUCCGUAUUCUUCAACCUCUACAUCUUCUUGAUGAGUCUGCGGAACUACAGGGAGAAAAAACAGUGGAGCGCCUCUGAGACCAUCAUCGUGGCUCUGUCGGCGGCGGACAUAUUUCACCACGUGGUCUGUUACUUCUGGAUGACCAUGGAUGAGAUGGACAAAGGGUGUCACAUUGUCCAUUUGCAGUACACGCUCAUGCUACUGGUGGUCUUCAGCCUCAAGUUCACCAUCAUGUGGGACACCACCUUUCUCACCUUCUACUACAGCACCAAGCUGGUGAGCACACCCAAUCAUUGCUACACACAGAUCCAAACUACCAUCCUCAAGCAUGUGACCUUAGCUGUUUUUGUCAUCCCUCUUUGUGGUUUGAGCACCUGUAUGCCAAUGCUCGCGGUGUUUCACGAAGACAACUACACCCAAGUGAACCAAGACUGUGGGGUUUUAAUACCCGACACUUACCCUGGAAAGAUUUAUGAGGUCAUCUAUCUGCUCCUUUCUGAUGUACUGCCAGGUUUGAUCACGACAAAAUGCUGCGUCUCCAUCUCCAUCCACCUUGCCAACCAUCUCCGCCACAUGAAAGCCAGUACCAACGGUGCCCACUGCCCAAAGCUGGGCACUCAGCUGAGGGUGAUCCGGAUGGCUCUGUCUCUGGUGGUCAUCUUCCUGAUCUUCCUCAUGGUCGACCUGUACGUUAACUAUCAGAUAUCGGUGAACCACGAGAACGCCAUCGUGCUCACGUUCUUGUUCAUAUCCAUCUACACCACUGUAACCGCCAUGGUGUUGAUCUAUGGGAAAAAGACUCUCUGGAAAACUCUGCUCCACGACUAUAACGUCUGCCUGGAUGGAUGUGCGUGUUUGUCUUUUCUGAAGGUGCCCGAACAAAAGACCAAACACAGCAUUGCUCCUGCAAAAGUUAAAAACUGA
Molecule: messenger RNA, 981 nt
Organism: Scomber scombrus (Atlantic mackerel)
Lineage: Eukaryota; Metazoa; Chordata; Actinopteri; Scombriformes; Scombridae
Exons: 1
Coding region: 1-981 (326 amino acids)
Biological process (GO): G protein-coupled receptor signaling pathway; sensory perception of taste
Cellular component (GO): membrane
Molecular function (GO): G protein-coupled receptor activity
Source: RefSeq, a predicted model, not a curated record